AUGGCUCCCCAGGAAGAACUUGAUGGCCCAGAUUCCAUAUCCGAGGGCGAUUUGGAAUUUUAUCGAGAUGCACUAGAAUUCCCCUAUGAACUCGAUGAUUCUAUCCAGCGGCCUUUGUCCUCUCGUUCCGUCGUCAGGACCCCAAGCUCUAAAUACGGAGAUAAAACUAUCAUCAAGACACUCGAUGAUGUAACACCACAACCCCGGGUCCUGGAAGAAGGAGUGAAUGAAGUCAGCCACGAUGUCAAUAACACAAAUACAAGCGGACCCAGCGAGCUGCCUAAAGAGGAAGAUUUGGCCGACCAACGAUCAAUCAGCUCCCGGAUUUACCAAAAACGACAGGAACAGGACCAACGAGACUUGGAACGAAAACUAGAGCACGAGUCGAAGAAACAGCAUAGUGGAACCUCUCGGAGAGAACCAAGGAAGCUGACCAAGCGGCCUCCACCAGCUACUUCUAGCAGGGCCUCCAGCGCCAAUAGUCGUAUGCAGCGCCCGUCAACUGCAUCUUCUUUUAGGUCGUUCUGGUCAAACAGAUCCUCCAGAGCCAGCUCAAUUCAGGGAUCUGACACUGAUGGCCGGAAGCGGCUUUCUUUUCUGGGCUCUUUGAAAAUGGCGCAAAAAGGCGGAGGAGCUUGGCGUCCGCGGAUGUGGUCGAAGAAAUUCAAAGCCAAGGAUGCUGUGCCACAGAGAGGCCAUGUAUCUGAUUCCGAAGCACAGCCGGAACGUGCUCCAAGGCAUUCUUUACACACUGUCAAGAAACAUGGGGACCUCCGUUCUGUAGCCAGGUCACACUCCAAUGAGGAUGCUGAUGACCAGAAUUCGAGUCCGGCUGUUCAAGCCAAGAAGCCAGGCCACUCCCCUGAGGGUUUCCCUGAAUGCCACGAUGGCAAGGCUGACGCUCAUGAACCAAUAUUACAGGGAAGACCGUUCCAACCUGGGAAUGGCCAGUCAGCCCAGAAAGGUCAGGGCCAGAGCUCUCCAUCAUUCAAAGGAGUUGUUAUCGGGCCCAGCAGUAAGAAGAAAUGGUCGGCCCGUGCCCCUAUCGCAAAUAACAUCGAAUCACCAGGUCCAAUCUCCCCGUCAAGGAUACCGUUUUCUUCCUCGUUCAAAAGCCCUGUGGCCGAGACCCGGACAGACGAUAUCGGCAGCGCUUCCAUGGAUCAAUCGUUUUUUGUCAAGAUUCCAAAAACCCCAACUCAUGAUUUCGACAGGUCUAGAGAAAAUGCUGGCCAAACACCUAAGAAGGAAGAACAGGUGUCGCUUCAACCGCGGUCUCCCAAUAUAUCUAAGAAAAUCAACCGCAAUCCUGAUUUUCGUGCCUCUCCAAAAGCUGAUGCCAAGAAGCCUACGGAGUUGUUUGAGGUUGUAGACCUUCCCCGUGACAAUGACCCAGUAGCGGAGUCGAAUAACGAGCCUGAUAUCCAUGAUAAACCUACAACUGAGGAACAAGAUCCCUCCUGCACUUCCGAUACAGCCGUUAUUGUCGAUGGCAUGCCCGCAGCUAGUUCAGAUUUCAAUAAUUACGACAACAAACCAAAGACGACCGUUAAUUUCAGCCGAACAGCGCGGUUGCGGCCAUCUCCGCUAUCAGGGCCUCCUCUCUUCAGUCCAGAACCCAAGGGUUCAGCAACGAGCAACGGCGAUACUGAUCCAAUUUGUGCUGGAAUUGCAGUUCAGCCAAUGGUCACUUUCCCAACCGGACAAGGACACCAACUUGUUGCAGAAUCAAUUCCUGCUGGAACCCGUCAACUUUCUCUUGACCGUUUUCUGAGACCUGGUAGGGCAAAGAAGGCAUCCAUAAAUGAGAUAGAUACCCCUCCUGCUAAGCAAGCAGUGCUUGAUUUUAAUGCAGAAACCACAAAUGAUACGAACGGUCCAGGUAAAGGUCACUCAGAGGGUCAGACUUCUACAAAUGUGGCAUCCAAGUCUGAUGGCAAGUCAAAAGUCAUUGACAGCGCACAAGGCGGCGCCCUCUCGCUUGGGAAUGGCGAGCAGAAAUUAGCUACUAAUGAUGGUAAUACGGCAAGGCCACACCGUAAUUCGAUUGAUAUCAUCAAUAAGUUACGUCCGUCACUGGGCAAGACCGAGGCGAAGCUAAAAAAAAAGCGACCAAUUUCGGCUGAGGUCAACUCGAUCUCCACCUCGGUUGAGAAACCGCCGUCUAGUCACCCCAGUAGUCCAGUUGCUCCAAAUUCUCCUCUUCCUUCCCCUGAAAACACAAGUCCGGGCCAUCCUUCUUCCCCUGCUAGCAUAUCAGCUCUUAGGAGUAUGAAAGAAGAAGGAAAUAGCUACUUUACUAAGCCAGUAGGCAAGCCAUGGCUUGGGUCGGAUCAUAUUUCAAGCUCUUCUAGCUUGCUUGGAUUUUCCAGUGUGAGCCCCGGCUCAUCCAGAGGCAGCCGCCCUACUAAUUCAGGUCAGCGUAUUGCGAAGAUGUUUGUAAUAUGCUGCAAAUGCAAGUUCUGGCAUGAUAUGCCGUCAGAUGCCUACGCUAAACUUGCGUUCCCUACUGUUGCUGCAUUGAAGAAUAAAUUGAUAACAGGGCCUACCCAAAGCUCUCGACAUUCGGAGGAAGAUGGAGGUGCAGGAUGGCCAAGUAUUUCGGAGCCGUCCAGUCCACAGCCAAAUAAGAUGGACGAUGAGACUAGGGCCAGCGCCAAUUUGAUAGGCACUGGAAGUCAUGGUAGUAGGCAAAGCACAAACACGAUGAACAGUGGCAAAAUAUCCCCUCCAUCUGCCUUCUCCCGCUUCUCAUUCCUCAACCAGUCGGUCAUUAAAUGCUGUUGGUGUGAGCACAGAAUGUCCCGAACAUGCUGUGCAGGGUGGACCGCGCUUGUUCAGCUACGGGAGCGUCACCACUAA
This is a messenger RNA of Trichophyton benhamiae CBS 112371, 2862 nucleotides long. RefSeq names its product conserved serine-rich protein. The transcript has 3 exons. Lineage: Eukaryota; Fungi; Ascomycota; Eurotiomycetes; Onygenales; Arthrodermataceae. The record is from RefSeq and is a predicted model, not a curated record. Bases 1 to 2862 code for a protein of 953 amino acids.